AUGGCUUCUCAGACCCUCACAGGGAUUACUAGUACUGAGUCCAGAGUAAACUCACUGAAUAUCCCCAUCUUGAAAUUCUCAUACUCCACCACCUCAGCAUACCGUGCCUCUCCGUUAGGAUGGACGCACCUAUCAAGCAGCGGUGAUCUCACUGUUGUUUUCGAUCAUAUCCUGCCCCAUGAGACCUCCGCUUCGUUUCCGGAGGGAUACCAAUGUAUGAGAGUAUAUAAGGGGAGUGACAUCUUGGUCAAGUUCUCCUCCGAUUCUGACUACUCCAAUGCUAUAUCCAUAUUGGCGAAACUUGGUUGCCCAAUCACACAUUCUGCAUCAGUCCCACCUCAGCAUGCUUCGUCUAAUCGACCAUUCUCUCCCUCUUCCCAAAAACCUAGCCUACUGAAGCUAAACAAUAGUGGACAUACAAUGUCGCAAGCACUCUCAAGUCGGCCCGCAGUAGCAGUAGACCAACACCAGACACGACCACGGUCACCUUCCCUGACAGAGCCCAGCACGUCAGGGUCACUUAUUAGUUCAUUGAGCAAUGGGUCAACAAAUGUAGGCUCCUAUCGUGAGGCGCAUGAUAGACCUCACACUUCGUCGCUAUCCAUCCCUCAAAGAGGCACUACUCUCAACAAUACAACAUCUGCUUCGGCUUACCUAGACAUACACCGCCCAUCGUCCGCCUUCCGCCCAGUGGAAAGAGAUAUGCCCCCUUUCCCUUCAAGCCACCCAGGCCCUAGGAAAAUGACUCACUGUUCCUCCAAAGACAGGCCAGCCACAGCCCCAGCAUUGCCUGAUGUAAACUCUCUUAGUCAGAUUUUACCCCCAAAACGAGAGCUACCUUUCGCCAAACCUGGAAAAAAAGCCGGCCCAAAGCGGCCGUCUCAGUCACGAGUACCCGCUGGAAGACAAGCAACAAAUCCUGUGCUGUCAGGUUCCGGCUUGCCCCUUUGUAUAUCUCAAUCGCGCACUUCUACGUCGAAUAAUCCCAGAGCGAACCUAUUAUCCGUCACCAGCCAAGAUGGCAGCGGAGCAGUUUCCGAUGGGGAAGUUAGUGGUAGUUAUGCAAAUCCAAAUCCAAAUCCUCCUUUCUGGCCCCUAACCCAUGUAGUUCAAAGCGCGCAUAUUGGCAAUAUGGCACAAGAGUCCACCAACACAGCUGCGAUCGAAUCUAACACUCUAUUCGCUAAUAGCACGUCAGCAGGCCAUGUCAAUGACUUAAACAACAAAGGAUCAGGCACAGAAACCAUCUCUACCCCAGCAAUUCCAGCUAACCCACGGAUUCCAGCCCAAAGCACGGUGGCAAGAGGAUUCAUUUCUCUUGCGUCACCUAAAAAUCAAAACGAGAUAUCGCAAUCAGACUUAUCGGCAUACCUUUCAACGCCAAAUGCAGAACGAUCCGCGCUGGUAGAGUCGUGGGUUUGCUCACAGCUGGAAAGUGACGCAUUCCUGGCGCUUUGUCAGGAUGUCGAGGGGGUGUGGAGGAGGAUAGCCUUCGGCUAUUAG
This is a messenger RNA of Histoplasma capsulatum G186AR, 1503 nucleotides long. RefSeq lists its product as uncharacterized. Lineage: Eukaryota; Fungi; Ascomycota; Eurotiomycetes; Onygenales; Ajellomycetaceae. The transcript has 2 exons. The record is from RefSeq and is a predicted model, not a curated record. The coding region runs from base 1 to 1503 and encodes 500 amino acids.